Molecule: messenger RNA, 499 nt
Organism: Cantharellus anzutake
Lineage: Eukaryota; Fungi; Basidiomycota; Agaricomycetes; Cantharellales; Hydnaceae
Exons: 1
Coding region: 49-363 (104 amino acids)
Source: RefSeq, a predicted model, not a curated record
UUGCAAGAGAACAUAAAAUGGGCACUUGAUCCAGGAUUCGUCCAAGUUAUGCCCUGCAUGUGUUUUGGAAUGAUGUAUAUUUGCUGCUUCAUCUUCUGUCAAGGAAAGGGUAGGUCGAGCAGAUACAGGAUCAGGGAUGCGAUAAGAGAAGGUGAAGGGAACAGCAGGAUUCAUAAUCCAAAAAUUGAAAUCCAUCACACGGUAACUCGCAAUGAGCUCACCCGAACCUGUCGACCAGGUGAAAGCACUGAGGCCAUCAAAAGCGCCAAUAUAACGUGUGGCCGGAGAAAACCCAAGCGUGCGACGGUGAGGAAUAGCGAGCACUGGGAAUGCAGAGGACCUAGUAGAAAACUUGGAGGCUAAGAUAGGAGGGUUGGAAGUUGGAGUGAAACUAUUGGAAGUAGGGGGUGCAAGGUGCUGCAUGUGUGGGUCACCCGAAAUGGAUAUGAGGGUCAUGCUGUCGUACCAAGAACUAUCAGCGUUCCGUGGAACCCGUAUG